ACCAUGUAUAAUCAGAACUUUAAAACCUCUCUAUUUAUACCUAUGAUGAGAAAAACUCAACAUAACUAGCAUGUGAGAAUACUUACCUCCAAAUUUUAGAUGUGCUAAAAGUUCCAUAAUCCGAUUCCAGCAGAUUCCAAGUGGUGUACCAGAAAUGGCAACUGAAGCAGAUAUUCCAGCAACUGCAAUUCUAUGUGAAACAAGAAAGGAGCAAGGUGGCAACAUAGCUGAUGCUGCUACCAAUAUAAUGAUCAAUAAAAUUCCCCAAGAAGAAAAGACCCAAGCUGAUACACGUAAUGAACCUCCAACAGUUGAGGGAGACAAUUUUUUAGGAACACCCUUGAUUGAUAAGGUUCAUUGUGAAGUAAGUAGCAUUUCACCAGAUGCUAGUAUGGUUGCUGAAAAGCCAGAUCAGACAGUGAAGGAUGACACUGAGGUUUUGCUCCCUAGCAAACCUAAAUUAGGUGACCAAACAUUAGAAAUUACUGGGAGUCAAGAGAUUUGCUCAGAAAGAAUCCAACAGAAUGCUGAAGAAUCAAAUGACUCGGAGAAAGGUGAGGACAGAGGCGUGUUACCAGUAGAAUACAGCAUGUAUUCAGGAGAGAUGACUUCAGGAAUGCAAGCAGGAGAUAUACUUCAUGAUCCUGAUUCAGACGAUCUAAGAGUGGAGACUCAGCUGUCUAAAGACACAACAAGUGAUCAUCAUUGCGUAAAUGAUUCUAUAGCUAAACAGAUGGCGCUUUCUAAAGAGAACUUGCAGGAAGCUAGUCUCCUGGGAGGGGAAAAGGAUUUUAAUAUCCAAGUAAAGGAAACAAAUGAUGCAAACGGAGAUGGAGAAAAGACAGAAGAGGAUAUUUCUCUCAAUCUAACCAGUGAUGUGUGUAAAGAAGAAUGCCCAAAUGACCAAAGUAAGAUAAACCCAGAACAGGAGGGAUCAGACAAUGAAAAAAGAUUUGCAGAGAACUUGGACAGGAUAGCAGAGAAAGUCAGUCAAGAAAAUAGUACACUAGCAGAUGCAACUUCUAGCAGUGACAAACCACUGAGCAAGAAUGAAUCAAAUUCUUCUUUCAGCCAGGAAGAUGACACGGCUGUGCCAACAUCAGAAGGCUCUGGAAUUCUGUUAGAAAAUAUUGUGGACGAGAGCCAAGUGGCUGUAGAAAGUCAGUCCAGAAACUUGGAAGGUUUUGUUACAACCCAUGGCAACACAAAUAUCACAGAGAAGACUGAGGAGUGCUCAUUGGUCCGAGUUGAUGGCUCAGAAAUCCAAUGUGAUGAGCAAUUAGAACAGGAAAGUAAGGAACUGCCAGUGCCAGAAGUAUUAACAGGUGGCACUAAUGAUAAUGAGUCGGCAAUCAUUGAUAAGGUGAAAGAUGAGGAUGAAGACCUCGAAGAAGCUGAAAUGUACGGUAUUGAGAAAAAUAAAAGAAUUAAUCAACAGAAGGAAGAAGUGCAAGUGGAGAAGCCUGUGGAGUCCUUGAACGUAGCUCCUGAGAAUAUUGAAGCAUCUAAUCUAGGCCAGGACAACAAAACAAGUUUUCAGGAAGAGCAUAGGACAGAUGGAGAUCAGCAAGGAAUGACGAGUGACAAUUCCGAGGAAAAAACAAUUGAUACAGUUGACACAAAGAAGGAAACUCUCGAGAAUUUUUCAACGAUUGUUUCAAUUCCUCCAGAGGAGGGAAGUAUAGAUGCAAAUUUACAAGAAGUCGCAAGUGACAGUACAUCUAAAAAAUUGAUUGAUGAGCUUGACAUACAAAUGGAAGUUCUUGAGAAAUUUUCAACUGUUCCAAAUGAGCAAAUUGAAGAAAACUCAAUCAUGAAAGUGGAUGACUCAGAAAUGAAAGAUGAAGAGCAUCUAGAAAAUCAAAUCAGAAAAACAUCUUCGCCAAUACCUUUGGCAAGGGAAGCCAGUGCAGAUGAGUCAACUGCUGAGCAAGAGACCCGAAUUGAGGAUGGAGAAAAAGCUGAAUUAUGUGAAAAUGAAACAAGUCCAGAAAAUAUGAAGAUAGAACCCAAAAUAGAGAAUCCAGAAAAUUCCUUGGAAGUAACUUCUGAGGAUAUAAAAGCAUCUAGUUCGAGUCAAGAAAUAGAAACAAGAGAUUCUGGCGAGGAGGAAAGCAUAGCAGCAAAUCCACAAGGGAUCCUGGAUGAGAAAACAGACAAAGAAAAAGUUGGUGCAGCUGAAUUAAAGGAGGAAAUUCCUGGGGUACAGAGUUUUUCAACAAAAGUCUCAAUUACUCCAGAGGAGGGAAGCAUAGAUGCAAAUUUACAAAAAGUCACGAGUGACAGCACAGUUGAAAAAAUGAUUGAUGAGCUUGACACACAAAAGGAAGUUCUUGAGAAAUUUUCAACUAUUGUUUCAAAUGAGGAAAUUGAAGGAAACUCGAACGUCAAACUGGAUGAGUCAGAAAUGAAAAAUGAAGAGUGUCUAGAAAAGGAAAGCAUAAAAACAUCUUCGCCGAUACCUUUGGCAAGGGAAGCCAAUGACAAUGAGUCAACUGCUGAGCAAGAGACUCCAAUUGAGGAUGCAGAAAAAACUGAAUUAUGUGAAAAUAAGAUAAGUAUAGAAAAUGUGAAGAUAGAACUCAAAAUAGAGAAACCAGAAAAUAACUUGGAUGUAACUUCUGAGAAUAUAAAAGCAUCUGAUUCUGGUCAAGAAGUAGAAACGAGAGUUUUAGCCAAGGAGGGCCUAGCAGCAAAUCCACAAGGGAUCCUGGAUGAGAAAACAGACAGACAAAUAGUUGGUGCAGCUGAAAUAAAGGAGGAAACUCCUGAGAGUUUUUCGACAAUUGUAUCAACUCCUCCAGAGGAAGGAAGCAUAGAUGCAAAUUUACAAAAAGCCAUGACUGACAGUACGGCUGAGAAAAUGAUUGAUGAGCCUGACAAACAAAAGGAAGUUCUUGAGUAUUCAUUCUUGUUGCAGAAUUUUUCAACAAUUAUUUCCAAUGAGUAUAUUGAAGAAAACUUGACUGUCAAAGUGGAUGACUCAGAAAUAAAAAGUGAAGAGCAAUUGGAAAAGGAAAGCAUUACAAAAUCUUCGCCAAUACAUUUGGCAAGGGAAGCCAGUGAUGAUGGCUCAACAGUUGAGCGAGAGACUCCAAUUGAGGAUGGAGAAGAAGCUGACUUACGUGAAAAUGAGACAAGUAUAGAGAAUAUGAAGAUAGAAUCCAAAAUAGAGAAGCCAGAAAAUUCCUUGGAUGUAAUUUCUGAGAAUAUAAAAGCAUCUGAUUCGGGUCAUGAUAUAGAAACAAGAGUUUCUGCUGACGAGGAAAGCCUAGCAGCAAAUCCACAAGGGAUUCUGGAUGAGAAUACAGACAAAGAAAUCGUUAGUGCAGCUGAAAUAGAGGAGGAAAAUUCUGAGCUACAGAAUUUUGCACCAACUGACUCAAAUGAGAAGACCAACGAGAGCUCAUUGAUCCAAGGUGAUGGCUUACAAAAGGCAGAUGAGGAGCAUCUAGAAAAGGAAAGUGAAAAACCAUCCUCCAAAGAAGAUUUCAAAGGGAAUACCAAUGAUGAUGAGUUAACUUUAAUGGAUGAUGUCAAAAUUGAGGAUGAAACCCCAAGAAGAUCACAAUUGUUUGAAGAGAAAAAAAAUAUAGAAAACGCUUUGCUUAAAGAAGAACUGCAGAUAGAGAAGCCUGUAGAAUCCUCCAAUACUACCAUUGAGGAUUUUCAAGUGUCUGAUUCGGGUCAACACACAGAAAAAACAGGUUUCAUCGAGGAGCAAACCGUAAUUGAAAAUCCACAAGGAAACCCGGAUGACGUGGAGGAGAAAACAGAUACAGCAGACGCUGAUGAAAAGACUCGAGAGCUGCAGAUUUCAUUAAAUGUCUCAGAUGAGGACAAUGAUCAGAGUUCAUUAAUCCAAGUGGAUACCUCAGAAAUGGAACAUGAGGAAUAUUUGGAGAGGGAAAUGGAAAAACCAUCACCUGGAGAAGCUUCAACCAAGGAUGCCAAUGAUGACAAGUCAACAAUUAGGCAUGAACCCACAAUUGGGGAUGAAAUCAUAAGAAAAGUGGAAUUAUUCGAAACCAACAAAAAUAUAGACAGUACUUUGCCGGAGAAAGAAGACUUUCAGGAUGCUUCUGAGGUUCAUAAAGCCUCUACUUCAAGUGAAAAUAUAGAGUCAACUUCUUAUCUCAAGGAGCACAGCUUAACUGCAAAUCUUCAAGCAAUUACGAGUGACAAAACAAUUGAUGCAACGGAUGCGAAGGAGAAUGCUGCAAAAACAUUACCACAUGAGCACACUGAAGGGAACUCAAGUAUCCAAUUGGAUUGCCUACAUAUGAAACACGGGGAACAUCUGGACAGGGAAUGUGAAAUCCCACCUUUGUUAGAAGCUGCAAUUGAGGAAACCAAUAAAGACAAGUCAAAGAAUACACAUGAACCCUAUGAUGGGGCAGAAGACCCAAUAAAAUCUGAAUUAUCGGAAAAUGAGAAAGAUGCAGUAAGUACAUUGGUGAAGAAAGAAGCACACUUGGAGAAGCCUAUUGACUCCUUGCCAGUAGCUACUGAAGAUAUUGAAGCAACUGAUUCAAUUCAAGACAUUGAAGUAAGUUCUAUCAAGGAACAAAUCCUAUCUGCAGCUCGACAAGAAAUCUCAGUUGACAAAACAGAGGAAAAAACUAUUGAUGCAGCUGAAACAAAGGAGGAAACUCCUGAUGGACAGAUUUUUGAAACAAUUGUUUCAAAUGAGAAGACCAAUGAGAACCCACUGAUCGAAGGCAAUGGCUCACAAAUUAAGGAGUAUUUGGAAAAGGAAAGUGAAAAACCAUCCUCAAUAAAAGAUUUCACAGGGGCAGCCAAUGAUGAUGAGUUAACUCAAACGGAUGAACACAAAAUUGAGGAUGAAAACCAACAAAGAGCAGAAUUCUUUGGAAAUAAGAGAAAUACAGAGAGCACUUUGCUGAAGGAAGAACUGAAGAUAGAGGAGCCUAUAGAAUCCUUCAAUGCUACUGUUGAUGAUGUUAAAGUAUCUGAUUUGGGUCAACACACAGAAAAAACAGGUUUCAUGGAGGAGCAAAGAUUGAUUGAAAAUCCUCAAGGAAUCCAGGAUUACAAAGUGGAGGAGAAAACAGAAGGAGCUGACACUGACGAAAAAACUCGAGAGCUGCAGAAUGUUUUGAUAAAUGUCCCAAAUGUGGACAAUGACCAGACCUCAUUAACCCAAGUGGAUGUCUCAGAAAUGAAACAUGAGGAAUAUUUGGAGAAGGAAAUGGAAAUAUCAUCAUUAACAGAAGCUUCAACCGAGGAUGUCAAUGAUGACAGGUCUACAAUUAUGCAUGAAGCCAAAAUUGGGGUUGAAUCCAUAAGGAAAGUGGAAUCAUCCGAGAUUGAGAAAAAUGAAGACAGAACUUGGCUGGAGAAAGAGGACUUGCAGGAUGCUUUAGAUGCUUCUGAGGUUUGUAAAGCAUCUGCUUCAAUGGAAAAUAUUCAAACAACUUGUUAUCUCGAGGAGCAAAGCUUAACCUCAAAUCUUCAAGCAAUCACAAGCAACAAAACAAUUGAUGCAACGUACGCGAAGGAGGUAACUCUUGAGAAUGUUGCAAAAUCAUUAUCAUAUGAGGAAGCUGAAGAGAACUCAACUGUCCAGAUGGAACAUGAGGAACAUUUGGAAACAGAAAAUGAAAUCCCACUAUUGGCAGAAGUUCCAACCCAGGAAACCAAUGAAUACAAGUCAAAGAAUAUGCAUGAUGAAGACCAAAUAAAAUCUGAAUUAUCAGAGAAAGGAACAGUAAGUACAUCAGUGGAGGAAGAAACAAACAUUGAGAAGCCUCUUCACUCCUUGCAAGUAGCUACUAAAGAUAUUGAAGCAACUGAUUCAAGUCAAGACAUUGAGAUAGAUUCUACCAAGGAUCAAAUCCAAACUGCAGAUUCACAGGAAAUAUCAGGUGACAAAGCAGAGGAUAAAACUACUAAUGCAACUGACAAAGAGGAAAAGAUUGAGAUACAGGAUAUUGCAACAAAUGUUCCAGAUGGAGUCAACGAAGAUGACUCACCAAUUAAAGAAACUGGCUCACAAAAACCAUUUUUGGAAGAAGAGUCGAUGGGAAACCUCAAUAAUGAUGAGCCCAUCAUCAUCCAUGAGACCAAUUUUGAGGAUGAAAGCUCGAUAAAAACCAACUUGUCCAAAGAUGAGCACAAUAUAGAUUUUACUUCGGCAAAGGAAGAAGUAUCUAGUGAGUCCUCGCAAGCAGCUGAGAAGAUUAAAGCAUCUGCAUCAAGUCAAGAAAGAGAAACAAGCUCUCUAGAGGAGCAAAGCCUAACUGAAAAUCCUCAAGGCAUCAUGGGUGACUACAAAGAAGAUGAAACAAACCAUGUAAUUGACAUGAAGGAAGAAACUCCUGAGGAUAAGGAUGUAGCAUCAACACUUCCAUAUGAGGACAUUGAAAAGAGCUCACCAAUUCAAGUGGAUUGCUCACAAAAGGAACAUAUUGUGGAAAAGGAAAGUGAUGACCCAUCUGUGGAAAAAUCUUCAACAGGGGACACCACAGGAAGCACUUUGGUGGAGGAAGAACUGGGUGAGAAGUGUAUUGACUCCUUACAAGUAGCAACUCAAGAAAUCAAAGCAUCUGGUUCAGGUCAAGAUAUAGAAACAAGUUCAAUCGAGGAGCAAGUCCUAACUACAAACCAACAAGAAACCUCAAACGACAGAAUAGAGGAAAAAACUAUUGAUACAGCUUACAGAAAUGAAGAAACUCUUGAGGCACAGGAUAUUGCAACAAAUGCUCCAACUGGAGAAAAUGAUGAAAACUCACUACUCGAAACAGAUAGCUCACAGAAGCCAUUUCCAAUAUAUUCUUCAAAGAGGAACGCCAAUGGUGAUGAGUCAACACUUCUGCAGGAUGCCAAAUUUGAGGAUGAAGUCCUCUCCGAGCACAAGAAAAAUACAGAAGGUGGUGUGGUAAAUGAAGAAGUACAUACUGAGUCCAUUCGAGUGGCAGUGCUGCCAGAGGAUAUUAAAGCAUCUCCUUUGGGUCAAGAUAGAGAAACAUGUUUACUAGAGGAGGAAAACCUAACUCCAAAUCCUCAAGGAAUCAAAGGUGACCAGAAAGAGGACAAAACAAUUGAUGCAACUGACCUGAAGGAAGAAACUCCUGAGGAGAUGGUGAAAAUCAUGAAUAUUACAGCCACUAGUCCAAGAGAGAACACACAAAUUGAAGCAGACAGCUCAGAAAUGGAAUAUGAGGAACAUUUGGUAAAGGAAAGUGAAAAUCCAUCUUUGGCAGAAGCUCUGGAAAAGGACACAGAGGAAAGUGCUUCAGUGAAAGAAGAAGCACAGAUGGAAAAGCUUAUUGACUCUUUGGAAGUAGUUAGUAAGAAUAUUAAAGCAUACGAUUCCAAUCAAGUCGCAGAAAUAAGUUCUAUCAAAGAGCAAAUCCUAACUGAGGAUCCACGAGAAAUUUCAGGUGACAAAACAGAGGAAAAAUCUAUAGAUGCAAAUGCAAUGAAUGAGGAAAUUCUUAAGAAUCAGAAUACAGUUGUAAGUUUUCAAUUCUUGCGGCAGGACCUAGCAACAAAUGUUCCAGACAGAGACAACGAAGUUAACUCAACAAUCAAAGUAGAUGGCUCACAGAUGCCAUCUGUAGGAGAAGCUUCAACAGGGAAUGCCAAUGAUGAGUCAAAAGACUCCGGGCCUUCAAGUGAAGUCGAAAACAAAGAGCUGGAACCCGACACAGAGUUACCGAAAGAGAUUGAAAAUGCUGACUUUAAAGCAAAAACUAUGGAGUUCAAUGAGGAAGAAGGCUAUCUGAAGGAUCUUCAGAUGGCAACUGCAGUCAAUAUAGCAGCUCAUGAGGAACUGGUCUCAGAUUCAAUAGCUGUAAAGAUUCCCUGUACAAAAAGUUUAGAUGCUAAAGAAGAAAUGGUGGAUCUCGCUGAAGCUCCCAAUUACAAGCAGGAGGAAUCAUCCAUCACAAAAGAGUUAGAAGAACAUCUACCGAUAAGCCAUGAGAAGGUUACAAAUAUGACCAGCUUGGCGUCUGAAGCACCAAAGCUGACUGGUGAUUACGAAGUUGUUGCCAAAGCAUAUAAUUGCAGUGAUAAGACAGAUACAGAGAAAGCAGGAGAGCUAUAUGAUGGCUCCAUCACAAUAACAACAAAUGAGAAUCCAGUAGAAACAGAUAAAAAAGAAAGCACAGAUACAGAGACCCAAGCUGCAAAAGUAAAAAAAGAAGCAGAAUUAAUACAACCAGACCCAGAGGCAAGAACAGACCAGCAGGACAUAGAAGAAGAUCUUCCUACCAAGGGUUCCCAGGACGUCUCAGGAUCAAAUGAGGUGACUGCUGAAGAAAAGAAAAGAAAUUCAGAUAACUGCGAAGAAAUAUCAGGCAGUACCACCGAUGUGGUAUUAGGAGAUGUCUCAUCGUCCAAUGUGGCAUCAGAGGAAGUCUCAACAUACAACCCUUACCAGGAAUCCAGAAGGCAAAUACAGCAAGAGACUGGGAAUAAAGAAGCUCAAAAACAAGAGAAAACAGUAUGUAGACAGGAGAAAGUAAUGUCAGAUGAAACAGUAGAAGAAAUCAAAGUGUCUACAUCAACUACAGUAGCUAGCGAUUUCCUUCCAAAAUCUUUCAAAGAAACCUCAGAAGUAGAUCAUUCCGCCACUGACAGAGAGCUGACUACGGAUAAAGAAGGAUUGCACGAAGGAAAAACAGCAUCAGGUAAUGAAGAGACAAAAACUGAUACGAUCAACAAAGAAGAGGAAGCAAGCAAACACAAAGUAUCAGACUUCAGUUCUGCAGCUCUGGAGGAAACUUUCACUGGGAAAUUUUUGGGGGAAGCCAAUAUCUUUUACGAGACAGCCAAUACUACACAAAGCACGGUGGAGGACAUUCUUGUCAGUAAUAGGUCUAUUGUGGACCUUAAAGAGAAUUCAGAAGAUGAAGCUCCCAAAACAACAGAGUUGACUCCAACCACUACAAAAGGUCAAGAACUUGAGAGCACAACUGUUGGAGAAAUCUCUAUGUUGAUAUCUCAAGGUGAAGGAGGUAAAUAUGAGCAUGCACCCAGUGGCAGUGUGACUGAGGAAAAGUUGGACUCAGAUGAAGCUGAACUUGGACAUGGAGAGAACAGAAGUGAAUAUGAGCCGAAAAAUGAGGUGCUUGAGUCUAUUGCCCAAGUUCAAAAUUGUGACAGUGUCUCAGAAGCAGAAGAGACAAGAACAUGUGAAGAGAAUCGUGAAGCCACAGAAAUAAAAAGGUCCAACGAAGUUGUGGCGGAGGAUAUAUUUGAACCAAAAGAAACCAUCAACAUCAAUAUGUCAAGCAAGAAGAUCAAGGAAGAUGAUGAAGAUGUAGAAGAUUAUCUUGGUUCUCUUGAGGAAGAAGUGAUCACCGAAAGUCACUUACAAGAUGAGAUAAACACUGAAGAAUUAUUUGAGGCUAUAAAGAAAACAAAUGAAACAGAAAAGGUAUCUAAAGUUCUUGAAGAGCCCGAUGACAAAGCCACCGAAAAAACAGAAGAAAAUUUAGUCACAAAUGAAUCAAUUGAUAGAAGCCUGCUGGGAAAGUGCAUUGAGGAGGUGACAACAAUAUUAGACACUGAAGAGGCUGAUGGGAUAGACCAUGUAAAUAUAAAGACAGGAACCGAGGAUUCAAGAAAAGAGGAAAACCUGAUCCUUUCAGCAAGUGAAGGCAAUGAGGAAGCACAAACCUGUAUUGAGGCUGAGAGGCUUGGUUUUUCAUCUAAUACCAAGCAUACAUCAGAAGUUUCACGCAGUGACGGCGACCAGGAUAUUUCAGAAGACAAUAAAAACUCCACAUCCAAAAAUGAGUAUUUUGAAGAGAAAUAUCCAAAUAAAAGUAUGGAAUCCCAAAUGUCCGCAGUCAGCAAAGACAUUGAACUAAUAGAACAAGUCUCAAAAGCUACAAAAAUCACUUUGGAAAUGCAGGAAACAAGAGGAGCAAGUGAUUCCGGUGCUGAACCAGAAGCAACAGGGGUGGAUAGUCAACAAAUGGAGGAAGCAAGUCAUAAAUGCAAAGAGAUGGCAGAGACCUCCAUGUCAGUAGAACCUACUGAGGUUUCCACAUCAAAAAUAUUUCAGGAAUACGUGGCGGAAACCUCAUUGGAGGCCGAAGAUAACCUCACCACACUUCAUGAGUUCCCCCAAGAAUCACAUAUCAUGGAUUCUGUAGUGAAAAUCGCACAGAAAGAUGGUCCAAUUGAUCUUCAAAUUGUCAGCGAUAUAACUGAUCAGGAUGUGCAGGAGUUAAAUGAAGGCUCCAUUGCAAUGAUAAAUAAGGAGAAUCCAAUGGAGGUAGAUCCAAAUGAAAACAUAGAGAUCAGGUGCUCAGCAGAUUCAAUUCAGAAAGCCCCAGUGUUGGAAACUCUCGGGGAAGAGAUGGAAGAACAACAACCAGGAAGGACUUGUGAGGGUGUCUCAAAAGCAAAAGGGCUGGAUUGUGUAGAAAAGAAAACAAUAGCUCAUGAAUGCAAUGACUUGCUAGAGAAAUCCUCUAGUGCAGUGAUAGAAACGGUCUCAGAAUCCAACAUUUAUCACUGUUCUGCGGGCGAUACAGCUCAAACUGACAAAAAUAAAGAAGGUCAACUGCAAAUUGACUUUCGUCCUAUUUUGCUACACCCCAAAUGUUCAGAAACUGAAACAGCAGAAAAAGAUCUCCCAGUGAAUCUUGCAGGACAGUAUGGCACUGAUGAGAAAGAGCUAGAGGGAACCCCUCCGCCCGCUAAAGAUAAACAUGUCGUUCUGGAAGCAGAUCAUACAAAGAAUGUGAAUCCUGAUAAUUCAAUUGGGAACAAGGAUACCUCAGUAAUUGAACAUGGGGACUCUGCAGAAUUUUCUCAGGGUGAAGGCGAAACUCUAAAACCUUCUGGUUUUGAGCAAGACGCAGCAAAUUGCGGACAUGAUGAAAUGACCAAAUCUAGGGAGAACUCUGAAUCAAAAGAGAUAGAUAAGCAAUCACUGGCCGACCUUCUUCAUGUAUCCAUUAAAGAAACCUCAAAAAUGGCAGAUCAUUCCGCCACCGAAAAGGAGCCAACUACCCACAGAGAAGACCUGCAUGCAGAAAAACCUGAUGAGGCUGAGCAUGAAGGCACAAAAACUGAUGAAGAAAGAGAUGACGAAGAAGAAUCAAGUGAACAGCAAAGAGCAGACAUUUGUUCUGAAGCUCCGGUAAUGGUGGAUGUGAGGGAUGCAGAUGCCAAAGUUGCUCACAAGAAAUCACACAACAUACUCUCUGGCGUCGGAUCGAAAAUGAAGCAUUCAAUUGCCAAGGUAAAGAAAGCCAUCACCGGCAAAUCAUCUCACUCUCACCAAAAGCCGCCAUCCCCAAAGUAAGGUGAUCAAUCUCAAAAACAGCUUUCGCCUUUCAGUCAAAUUAUCGCUUCAAGUUUCUUGACUGUUUUGCUUACUUUUGUCAAGGAUUUGUAAAUUACUUUUUCACUUUUCAAGCUUAUGCAUGGGUUUUGUAAAUCUA
Sesamum indicum (sesame) is the source of this 11432-nucleotide messenger RNA. RefSeq names its product A-kinase anchor-like protein. NCBI's taxonomy places the organism in Eukaryota, Viridiplantae, Streptophyta, Magnoliopsida, Lamiales, Pedaliaceae. The record is from RefSeq and is a predicted model, not a curated record.